Molecule: messenger RNA, 1500 nt
Organism: Colletotrichum karsti
Lineage: Eukaryota; Fungi; Ascomycota; Sordariomycetes; Glomerellales; Glomerellaceae
Product: FAD binding domain-containing protein
Exons: 5
Coding region: 1-1500 (499 amino acids)
Biological process (GO): secondary metabolite biosynthetic process
Molecular function (GO): monooxygenase activity
Source: RefSeq, a predicted model, not a curated record
AUGACAGUCCAAACGAACGACAUUCCCAAGCCCAUACACGAAAGCACUAUCAAAGAUGGUGUCCUGCGGUGGCCUUCAACCGGUUUGGAGGUCCUCGUCGUGGGCGGCGGACCUGCGGGCUACCUUACGGCCCUUGAAUGUUGGAGAAAGGGCCACAACGUCAGCCUGCUGGAGAAAAGCAAUGGAAACUCGACCAUUGGCGACGUGGUGUUCAUCGGUCCUUCAGCAUGGCCAACCCUGAAGAACUAUCCGGCCAUGCUGAAUGAGUACCAAGACAUCUCGUGGGACAACUACUGCACUUUCCGCAGACUCGACGGGAGUCUCAUCGUGCCUCCUCAAGAGUUCGAGUACAACCGAUCCGACGUUCCUCAUCAUGCUGCCUGGCCGCUGAGGGUGCGAUCCAUGGUCAGCCGACCAGGGCUGGCCGAGAUGCUCUACCAGCAGUGCCAACGGCUCGGCAUCCCAGUGACUUUCGGCGUGAGCAUCGUCGAUUACACUGAGAACGCCGAUGAGGGCUCAGCGACUGCUGUUUCUGACGACGGCCGUCGGUUCACCGCCGACGUCGUUGUUGCUGCGGAUGGCUUGGGUACGAAGUCUCACAAGGCAGUCAUGGGAGAAGUCAUCCGGGCUGUGCCGACGGGUUUCGUGAUCUGCCGCAUCUUUUAUCGCCUGGAUCCAGUCAAAAAUGCAGAACUUUACGAGAAGCUCGCUGGUCAAUCGCGUCCUGAUAUGCGCGCUUACUCGGGUGACCAUUUCCACUGCAUCGUGAGCGCCGGUAGCGACAGUAUUGUCGUCGGCAUCACCCUUCCAGACGACGGCACUGCCCAAGAGUCCUGGUCCGAGACCAUCACUAGUGAGGAUUUCGUCAGCAGGUUCCCAAACGCUGGCGAAACCGGAGCCUGGGACCCUUUGAUACUCGAAGCCAUCCGCAACAUCCCCGAAGACUGCAUCGUGAAAUGGCAGCUGUGCUGGCGCGACCCGCAGUCCAGAUGGACGUCGCCUGGAGGACGCAUCGUUCAGCUGGGAGACAGCGCACACGCCUUCAUACCGAGCUCGGCUUCCGGCGCUACCACGGCACUGGAAGACGCCCAAUCUCUAGCCGAAUGUCUCCGACUUGCUGGAAAAGCAGAUGCUCACGUCGGAACCAAGAUUCAUGAACUUCUUCGCCUCCGACGCGCUUCGGUGUUGCAGCGUCUUGGGUUUGCGAACAGAACCGAGAUGCACCGCGCUGGGGGGAUGGAAGAGGUCAUGAAGCAUACGCCUUCAGGAGGACCUAUGGGUCUCGGCAAAUGGAUCUGGACUCACAACGCCGAGGCGUAUGCCACAGAGAAGUUCAACGAAGCGCGAGAACACUUGAAGAACGAUGCGCCAUUCGAACAUUCAAACCUUCCGGUCGGGUUUAAGUGGGAGUCUUGGACCAUGCAGGACGAGCUCGAGAAGGUGAAGCAGGGCAUUCAUACACCUGACUUAAAGCUGAACGGAGACUGGGGCAUUUACUAG